Sphaeroforma arctica JP610 is the source of this 1562-nucleotide messenger RNA. RefSeq lists its product as hypothetical. Gene Ontology annotation, molecular function: amino acid transmembrane transporter activity. Lineage: Eukaryota; Ichthyosporea; Ichthyophonida. The transcript has a single exon. The coding region runs from base 46 to 1431 and encodes 461 amino acids. Gene Ontology annotation, biological process: amino acid transmembrane transport. The record is from RefSeq and is a predicted model, not a curated record.
UGUUCACACAAAUAUUAAUAGAACAAUCCUUUACACAUAUAAAUCAUGACAGAAAGUAUUGAGAUGCGCGAAUCCCAAGUCGAAUUGGCUUCAGACGCAAAAUCCAAGAAUCAUGACGUAAACGGUGACACCUUGUCGAUUCAGUCAGCCGGUGCUGACGCGUUGAAUACAGAGAUCACACACGGAUCGGGUAUACUUGGAACUGUCAUGAAUAUGACUAACACCAUUAUCGGAUCCGGGAUUUUGUCCAUUCCAUAUUCAACUGCGCAAGUCGGGUGGGUCCUUGCGCUUGUGAUCAUGUUUUUUGGCGCAACUCUGACAAUGUUCGGACUGCAUCUGCUCAAUAAUAUAGCAGAUCGCAUGGGAGGUAGGAAAACAUCUUUUGGCGAUGCCUGUCGUCAAUCGUACCCGUGGUUAGUUCUCGUGGCCGAUUUGCUUGUAUUCUUUACACUAUGGGCAGUAGCAGUUAUAUACAUGACGAUUGCGUCGGGCAUUCUCCCCGAUGUGAUGCGAGCAUUCAUUGGUGACGAUGUCAGUGCUGACGUCUUCUACCUACAGACAUGGUUCUGGCUGCUAAUCUGCUGGGGUUGCUUUGCUGCACCCCUGUCUAUGCUCAAGUCACUCUGGUUCCUUGCUUAUACAUCGACGGCGGCUGUAAUCUGUGUACUGUGGACCGCAUUUGUUGUGUUCGCCUAUAGUGUGGAUAUCUUCGAUCCUUGUGAUGGAAAGUCAAUUGACUGUCAAGGCGGUGUGGAGGCAGUUAUCUGGGAUUUCGGUGCGAUCAUGCGCGCCUUCCCUGUUUUCGUACUCGGAUUCUGUGUAGGCCCAGUUCUAUUCAACAUCUACAACGCGAUGGACCGCCAGACCGCGAAGCGCAUGGACAUAUCCGCUGGCUGUACCAUCUCUCUUGUUACCGUCUUGUAUGUGGUCAUCGCCCUCUGUGGCUACUUUACCUAUGGUGCGAAUGUCGGAUCCAAUAUUCUUGAUUCGUACCCCCUUUCGGUGCCCGCGUCCAUUGCUCGUCUCGGUACGGCAUUUGUAGUCACGGUGUCUUAUCCCUUGCUGAUGCACGCAUCUCGUGACUCCGUCAUUCACGCUUGCGGAACUGUUGUUGUUAUGUGCGGGAAGAAAGAACAGGGCGUUGCUCUUACGGACAGCAGCACCACUAGUGGAAACAUCAUGUUCUACAUUAUGGCAACUAUCUUGAAUAUUGUUGCCUUCGCAUUUGCGUACUUUCAGAUUGAUAUCAACAUGCUACUGUCUAUUACCGGAGCGAUAGGAACGGUCAAUCUGAGUUUCACACUCCCGGCUGCAAUUUAUUGGAAGAUGUUCGAGGAGGACGGUAUGUCACUUCGCCGUAUCCUCUGCAUACCGUUCGGCAUCUUCGGAGUAGUUGCCAUGUGCAUCAGUGUGUGGGCCAACUUCUUCUAAGUUCAUUUUUAAUAGAACAUAUAAUCUAAUUAAUCAAGCUAGCAUCUAUCAUCAUCAUAAUCUUGAGCAGGAUAGAUAACAUAGUUAAAAAAACAGUACACUUUCAAUUAAAAGCGCGUAGUUCAAACCUG